This is a messenger RNA of Danaus plexippus (monarch butterfly), 2886 nucleotides long. RefSeq lists its product as uncharacterized. The record is from RefSeq and is a predicted model, not a curated record. The transcript has 2 exons. Lineage: Eukaryota; Metazoa; Arthropoda; Insecta; Lepidoptera; Nymphalidae. The coding region runs from base 108 to 2516 and encodes 802 amino acids.
AAUAGCUAAACCUGUUUGUUUAUAAUUUGCUAUCGUAAUUUCGAGUUUUAUUCUGUGUUAAUAUUAUUUAAUAUAGUGUUAAAAUGUUUAGAUAGUGUUAUUCAAUAAUGGCUUCCAUAGUAAUGCAAAAAGAUCUUGUAAUUACUCUCAAAAAGGAAACAAUCCUGAAUGUGGGAAUACUAAGCAAGCUGCAGCCAAUGCUUCCAGAGUUAUCAAGGUUGAUAUUUAAGGAAAGUGCUCUUGAUAAACCUACACAAAACUUAUUUAACCAAUUAUCCCAUUAUUUGGUGUCUAUAAUCGAUCCGCAAGUAUACGCGUCGCUAACAUGGCCUUUGUAUGAUACUAAAGCUGAAAGGACCUAUAGAAAUGAAUUUUCAGUGUUUAUAAGCGAUUAUAGUUCAAAAGGUCUGCUUACUCCAGUCAUGUCUUCAUAUUUAGUUAACGCAGGAUGCUAUAAGGUGACUGUUCUAAUGUUCCAACUCUCACAAUUGGCGGUAAAUCGGAUGCUUCAAACAAAAAUGGUUAAAGAAAAUAAAAAAUCGCUAUACAGUGACAUGACAGAAAAGUUUAAAGCCCAUGAAAAGGAUGGCUUUUUGGAAUGCAUAGAAAAAGAGACGGAUAUUAUGUUAAGUAAAUUCUCCAAUUAUUUGAGCAAAAGGCAUAUUAUGGAGAAUAUAGCAGAAUUGUUCCGGAAGAAGAUUACAGCAAUGGAUAAUAAAUUAUCACAGCUGAAGGCUCAAAGUUUUAUUAAUGAUUUGGUGGACAAUUUUGUAAGCAAAAAUGAUUUAGAUGAUGCAAGCAGAGAGCAAAUAUUGAAAAUUAAGAACCCUAAUGAACAAUCACUGUUCUUUGAUAACUGGCUACAACAUGUCGGUCAACAAACUGAUGGCUUAGAGCAUAAAUGGACAAACAAAGUCUCACCGUUACUGGACCAAUUUAAUGUAGUUCAUGAUUUAACUGAAGCUGUGAUCAACAGACAUACAGGUCAAGUAGAGAGAAGUUCGUACACUCUUGAAUAUGAUCCAAAAGUCGAUCGAAUCUGUACAAAAGAACUACAAAGCUACGUUAACACACAACAAACGUAUAUACUCAAAAAUAUAGAGAGAGCUGGCUGUUUGAACUUCCCGAAUCUGAUUCGAGCCUUUGUCAUAUCUAUCUGUUAUAUAUUAAAAAAUAAUGAGAUUGGUAAUGAAGUAUAUAAGUUCAAUCAGUACUUGGAAGGAGCCAAUCAUAAUUUCGGUGGAAUGGUUUCAGCUCUAAAAAUAUUAAUAGAAAGGCUUCUGAAUGCUGAAGCUAGAUUACAGCCAUCAUCACUGGAAUAUAGAUCAGUUUGUUUAAGACAGUAUCCCGAGAUUCCAUUAUUACCCGAUUUAUCAGAAUUGAAGAUAAGCCGAGAUCAGUAUCAUACAGUUUAUGAGACGUUCACUCCUCUCAAUCUGACUCGACAUCAUUUUAAUCUAAGGAGACGGAACAGCGGCACGUUUGCGAAGCCCCAAUCCAGGUCAUUAAUACAACCAUUCUAUCAAUUACCCAAGGAUGAGUUCCUCAGAAGUUUGAAAACCUGUCGGAGAUCUUAUAACGAAAACUUAAAUAUGACACAGAAUGUAAACAACAUCUCGAUGAUAUCCAACAUCAACAAAGUCAAUGAGACCAUAGCCGAGUGUUCAUCCGGAUUCACAAAACAACAGAUAUUAAGAUUGCUGUCCACAAAGAAAUCGGGCAGCUCAAAGAAGUUAAAAUACACAACCGAACAUACUAACAUUAAAAUAAAGAAAGGGGGACUUUUCAAUGAAUCUGUAAAUUCAAAUGAGAGUAACGGCCUGUUUCGGAGCUACUCAUCACCUAAUUUGUUUGAAAAUAAAGAUAGGAGGUCAUUCAAUAAAAUCAAAGGCAGGAAAUUAUCUAUCAUGAAAGAAGAUAGUUCCUCACAACUUGAAGUGUCCGGCAUCACUUGUAUCGACCAGGACAGCAAUUAUAAUUCACCCCAUGGGCUCGGUAACGCAGAGAGUUCAAGGAAUUUGGACUCGACUAACAUACCAAUAAUCACUGUAACCAAUGACAGUGAGAAAAUUAUUAACAAAGUAAAUAACAUUCAGAUUUUGACCGAUUUAGAAAUGGAUAGUACCGUUUCACCUAUAUUAGAAGUACCACGGAGUAUCGAUAUAACUCCAAAGACAAAUACAUCUGUUAUAAGGAAGACUAGUUCGUUGGAGAAAAUUAUAAAUCGCUUCAAGAAAGUCAGAGCCAGUGUCAUACCAGAUCGUGAAGUUACAGACAUCAAAACUAUAGAGGAAGAAAAUUUUAAUGGAAAUUUCGAAAUGUACACAGCGAAUAGAAACUUAUUGCCAGAUUUGUUGAGUCCGAGUUGCAGCGUUUGGAGGAAUGUUAACAGUAACUGCCUGGAUGAAUUCUGUCUGGAUCUGGAUGAAGUUGAAACGAGGAAACCGAGGGAAAGUCUGGGGACAGCGCUGGGUGUGGACCAGACUUUUCUAGACCAGUUCGAUUUGAUAGACUGAUAUUUGUUAUCGAUACAUGAAAAUAUAGUUCGGAAAGAACAACAUUAUAUUAAAAGUGUACUAAUAGUCCUUAUAAUGUGUCUCGUGUGGUCUGUUCUAAUGAGAUGUGUGUGUUUUAAUGAGAUUAUCAUUUAAUAUGAGUCAGUAGCGAUGGAGGUCACUUGUAAUGACUACAUCCACCGGCAAUGCUUCAUACAUUAAAACAUAAUUUAUAACUAAUAACUUUAUUAACAAUAACAUAAUGUAUCCCAGUCCAAAACACAAAUGAGCUUUAACUUCAAUAAUAUUGUUAACGUACGUACUAAACUAACAUAUUUAUGGGACCUCUAACAUGUAUAUAGCUGUGUAUAAAAUAAUUUUAUUAAAAAUA